AUGGACCCGCGCGCGCGCCUCUGGUUUGGCAACACGUGGCAUCUCCAGGUGCCGCUCGAGCACAUGACGGAAGGCUGCGUCGCGGUCUUUGAGCUGCUUCGGUACGACUACCACACGGACGGCCCGGAAGUGUUUUGCUGGACCUUCUUCCGCUUGGAUCUGAGCAAGAUCACGAGCGCGCCGCUGACGUUUGAAAUGUACUCGCCGCCCGUGGACCCGUACAGCCAGAUCCUUGCCCGCAUGCCCGGCGACUCGUUCUUCCAGGCCGAGCUCAACAUCUCGUUGUAGUUACUGGAGGAACCGAUCAUCUUUUCUAUCGCUAUAUUUGAUCAAUGUACAAGCUGUCUUUCGUCGACAACA
Saprolegnia parasitica CBS 223.65 is the source of this 360-nucleotide messenger RNA. RefSeq lists its product as hypothetical. The transcript is spliced from 2 exons. The record is from RefSeq and is a predicted model, not a curated record. NCBI's taxonomy places the organism in Eukaryota, Oomycota, Saprolegniomycetes, Saprolegniales, Saprolegniaceae. Bases 1 to 288 code for a protein of 95 amino acids.